AUGUUUUUUUUAUCUUUCGCAGACGCCACGGACUUGUCCACGGAGGGCAGGCGACGACUCGACCUCUGGCGUGACGAUCUCUACGGCAGUCUACACGCCUACUGCACUACCGUGCAUCCGCUGGGAUCUGCGCGUUUCACGAAGUUGCUGCUGCGUCUGGCGCCCCUGCGUUCAAUCAGCAUGAAGUGUCUGGAGCACCUGGUGUACACCAAGUUGGCUGCUGAAGACCCCACCAGUCAUAAGCUUCUUGAGCUUAUUGAGCAUGGCGUUUGGCCUUCGCCCUCGCCACCACCACUCAGUUCGCCAUCGCCACCUGGUGAAGGCUCUGACGCUAAGAUCAAGCCGGAUUCAUCUGCUUAG
This is a messenger RNA of Dibothriocephalus latus, 360 nucleotides long. The record is from the annotation of a GenBank genome assembly. NCBI's taxonomy places the organism in Eukaryota, Metazoa, Platyhelminthes, Cestoda, Diphyllobothriidea, Diphyllobothriidae.